Molecule: messenger RNA, 702 nt
Organism: Alternaria incomplexa
Lineage: Eukaryota; Fungi; Ascomycota; Dothideomycetes; Pleosporales; Pleosporaceae
Exons: 2
Coding region: 1-702 (233 amino acids)
Biological process (GO): translational termination
Cellular component (GO): mitochondrion
Molecular function (GO): translation release factor activity
Source: RefSeq, a predicted model, not a curated record
AUGCGCCUCCUCCCCGCCCUCCGCUUCCGCCCCAAUGUCCCACGCCUCCAAACCGCUUCCCUCUCCACCUCUCCAUCCCUCAACAAUGGCAAAUCGCUCCCCCCACGCACCCCCCUCCUCGACGCGGACCUAAUCGAAAACUUCCUCAAAGGCUCCGGUCCCGGCGGUCAGAAAAUCAACAAAACCUCUUCCGCCGUCCAACUCAAACACAUUCCCACGGGCAUCGUAGUGAAAUACCAGGACACGCGGUCAAGAGAGAUAAACCGGAAGAUGGCGAGGCGGAUUCUGCAGGAAAGGAUUGAGGAGAUGGAGUUGGGGGAGGGGGCGCGGACGAAGGUCAAGGCGAGGGAGAAGGCGAAGAAGAAGGCGAGUAGUGGGAAGAAGGCUAGGCGGAAGUAUAGGGCGUUGGCGGGGGAGAAGGAUGGGGAGGAUGGUGGUGAAGAGGGGAAGACAGGGGAGAUGCCGGAGAAGAAUGAGGAGGUGAUCGAGUUGUUGAAGGCGUGUGGGGCGACGGCGAAGGGGACGUUUCACAAGAUCGAGAGAGAGGUGGAGGAUGUGGAAAGAGAAGAGAAGGAGGGAUUAUCGAGUCAGGUCGCGAGGUUGUUCACGCGCAAGAAGAGGGCUGAAUGGGAGAUGAGUCAGGAGAGGAGUCUUAUUGCCGCGGAAAGUCAGGUCUAUCUUGCUCCUUUGAAGGAGAAGUAA